CGAGACCGUAAACAACAUGGCGCGUCACGAACCUGAGGAGUCUUAAAAACACCUCAGGGAAGAACUGAAGCGUACAACAAACUUAACUAACACAUUAAAAUAAUUUUUACUACAUAGUUUCCUAGUUAUUGACCGAAGUCUGCAGGAAGUCAUAAAAUCAGUUAAAGAGCUGUCAGAGCACUGCUAUCAUAUAACUGACAAUCGGUCUAUGGGCUCUCAGUCCAGUUCUGGGAUGUCCGGCCGGGGCUCUGAUAACCCAGACCAGUCAGAACCAGAAACCAACCAGAAUUCUAACCAGACGGACCACACACAGGCAGAGAGGCAGUCAGAGAGACAGUCAGGAUCAGAAGAGGACGUUGACUUGGCACAAGUCCUGGCAUACCUACUGCGGAGGGGCCAGGUGCGCCUGGUCCAUGGAAGUGGAGCGACAGGCCUACAGCUCGUGCAGUCGUAUUCAGACUCUGAUGAGGACAGCGAUGGGGCCUGGGAUGGGCGUUUAGGACAUCGAUAUGACCCUCCUGUGGAUGCCCAACCAGACACACAGGAAGUGGACCGUAGUGAGAUCCGCACUCAGAUCCUGCUCGCCACUGCUUCCUCAGGACUAAAGGGCAGACACAGUUUCACACAUAUGCUGGCAGAGCGGGAACAGGGACGGUGUCGAGGAUCAAGUUUCUCUCAUGGAGAGUGUAGCCUUAUUCGCUCGCAUUUCCUGCCAAAUCAUGUGGUUUAUAAGGACACUUAUCAACAGAAAGUAUUUUGUGGAGUCUACAGUGAUGAUGGAAACAUGUUCCUGUCUGCAUGCCAAGAUCAGAAUAUCAGGUUAUAUGACACUAGUAGAGGCCGUUUUGCUCUGAAGAAGACUGUGAAGGCCAGAGACGUGGGAUGGAGCGUUUUGGAUGUGUGUUUUACCCCUGACGCUCGUUGUGUGCUCUACUCCAGCUGGUCUGACUAUAUUCAUGUGUGCAGUGUAGAUGGGGACAAUGAAACGCACACCGCUCUGGACCUCAAUCCAGAUGAACGGAGGUUCUGUGUUUUCUCACUGGCUGCAUCCACAGAUGGAAAAGAGAUUUUAGGCGGUGCAAACGAUGGAUGCCUGUACGUGUUUGAUCGUGAACAAAACAAGAGAACUCUAAAGAUUGAUGCUCAUGAGGAUGAUGUGAAUGCUGUAGCAUUUGCAGACAGUUCAUCACAGCUGCUGUUCUCAGGGAGUGAUGAUGCUGUCUGUAAGGUAUGGGACAGGCGUACACUCAGAGAAGACAGACCACAGCCUGUGGGUCAGCUGGCAGGACACAGAGAUGGAAUCACCUUCAUACACAGCAAGGGCGAUGCUCGGUAUUUGAUCAGUAACUCCAAAGAUCAAUCCAUUAAGCUGUGGGAUGUGAGGAAGUUCUCCCCCAAAGAGGGACUUGCUGCUUCACGACUUGCCGUCACACAACAGAACUGGGACUACCGCUGGCAGCAGGUUCCCCAGAGAGCACUGAAGAGGCACAAGCUGACUGGUGACACUUCUGUAAUGACAUACAGGGGUCACGGGGUUCUACACACGCUCAUUCGGUGUCGCUUUUCUCCUGAAUUCAGUACUGGACAAAAGUUCAUUUACACGGGCUGUUCAACAGGCAAAAUUGUCAUCUAUGAUGUAUUGACGGGAAGCGUUGUGACCAAAUUGUCUAAUCAUGACGCAUGUGUGAGAGAUGUCAGUUGGCACCCGUAUCAAGUCAAAAUGGUUAGCAGUUCGUGGGAUGGUGCCAUACGUUUGUGGGAACACACACAGAAUCACCCUCUGGACAAAGACAGAGAAUAAAGGAGCGUGGAAGUGGUGGAGAUGACAGCGAAAUGUUGAUGAUGCCAGAGAUGGAUGGAUUUUGGUGCUGUCUCAGCUGAUUUAAGAAGAGAAAUCUGAAAAAAAAAAUCAGAAGAGAACAAAUUUUGUGGAGAGAGUUGUAAAAUCACAUUGAUGUUGUAUACGGCAGGGUUUUUCAGAAGUAUUUUUGUCCGAUUCCACGUUGCUCUGUCUGCCUGCAAAACGAAAUUCACCAUACAAAUAUUGAAGUUUCAACAUAAAGGUGCAGUGACAUACAGGAAAUGGAGACUUGGAGGUUUAUGAUUUCUCUUUUAUGUCUACUUUAUCACCUUUUUCUAAACUCCAUGGUGAUGGUUUAAAGAAGGUUUAAGCUGAAGUGAAAGAUUUACAUUUCACAAAUCAGAAGAACGCAUUAUUUCAGAAAGGCUGGACACAAAUGCGUUGCUUGAAAUCUUACUGUAUGUUAACAAAGUUGCUUUACCAAAAAAGCAGUACUUGCUUUAAGUAAAUAUAGCAAAACAAUUUAGAUAUGAUGGAUAAUUUUCUAAAAUUUCAGGAAUAAUUCUAAAUAUUGUAAGAUAUUUUAUUGCUGUUAAUGUCCAGGAUUUGAUUUUGUAGUUCAAUGUAAAGAAAAAACUUUUCUUUGUGAAAAAUCUGGAUGUGUGGUGUAAGUGUGGCUGGACACUUUGUCAUGUUUCAUGGGUGCGGAAGUGAGUUUCUUUAUGUGUAUGUGUGAGAGUGUUUGCAAAUAUGUUUCUAUUGACACAGAUUUGAUUUGUGUGUGAUUAAGUGUAUUUAGAAUUCUUUAAGAUACUCACUAAAUUGUUUUACAAGAAGAAUUAAACUUAUGCUCACAACU
This is a messenger RNA of Xyrauchen texanus (razorback sucker), 2660 nucleotides long. RefSeq names its product DDB1- and CUL4-associated factor 11-like. The record is from RefSeq and is a predicted model, not a curated record. Gene Ontology annotation, biological process: proteasome-mediated ubiquitin-dependent protein catabolic process. Lineage: Eukaryota; Metazoa; Chordata; Actinopteri; Cypriniformes; Catostomidae. The coding region runs from base 209 to 1801 and encodes 530 amino acids. Gene Ontology annotation, molecular function: protein binding. The transcript is spliced from 15 exons. Gene Ontology annotation, cellular component: Cul4-RING E3 ubiquitin ligase complex.